Molecule: messenger RNA, 525 nt
Organism: Myzus persicae (green peach aphid)
Lineage: Eukaryota; Metazoa; Arthropoda; Insecta; Hemiptera; Aphididae
Exons: 2
Coding region: 46-354 (102 amino acids)
Source: RefSeq, a predicted model, not a curated record
UUCACGCUUUAUCCGCCGUCGUUUUAACGAUCCACUCUUUACAAAAUGUUCUCAUUAAGAGCAGCCGCAGCUUUGGCGGUUAUUUGUUUGGCCAUGGUCAUAGCUGACUGUUCAGCAACCGAAGAACUACUGUCGUUGUUACCAGAAAACCCAUUCUUUCCAGAUAAUUGCAAACCUCUUAAAUUUCCGUUUUCAUACCCUUUGCCACCUCUUAUCAACGACUUUCCGCUCCCAACUAUAUCUUCCAUGUUACCUUUUCCUUUUUCCGAACUAGAUAAAUCCAUUUCACCUCGCACAUCCACACCAUCAGAAACACUACCACCAACCGUACCAGAAUCAAUUCCUGCAGAAUGAAGACACUUACUAAGACUCGUCUCCAACAGUCACCGCGACCUUAUAAUGAACGCUUCGCCAAUUUUAACCAUCAAGUUUAUAAUAUAAUAUUAAUUCCAGCAUUGACAAUUGCAUAUUUUAACUGAUUUUUGAUUAUACUUUAUGAAGUUGUGUACACAUUUUUUUAUUAGC